Messenger RNA from Clonostachys rhizophaga, 1830 nucleotides. Lineage: Eukaryota; Fungi; Ascomycota; Sordariomycetes; Hypocreales; Bionectriaceae. The record is from the annotation of a GenBank genome assembly.
AUGCCUGUGCCAUACUCGGACAACCUCUAUUCGGCAGAUGAUGACUUGAGUGACGCGGACCACAACCACACUGAGCUCUCUCCUACCGAUGGCUACUUCCACGCGUCCUCGCCGUUUGACGUAGCGUCACCGCCUCAGACGGCCACCGCAGAUUACCAACCGGGGCACCUCAAUGUCCCCAUAGUCCCUAAUGUUAUGGUCGAGGAUCCCACUCUGCGCGAGCAGGACCCGGACGCCAAGGCACGUGAAGCAGCAGAAGAACGCAGAGAUGUACGGAAAGUGGUUACGGGACUUCUUGGAUUUCUCGUUAUACUGGCCAUUCUUCUUGUUAUUUUGAGUGCGGUUGACUCUGGCAAUCAAAAAAGACCUGGUAUAGAUCCCUCUAGGCCCGGUGACGGUAAUAUUAAGCCCCCUAUAGACGACGAUUUGAGAUGGCAGCCAAGCAAGGAGUGUUACAAUAAGCCGUACCGCUUUGUUUCCUUUGGCACCGAGUUUGAAUUCGACCCGAAUCAGAAGCUGGUGAUUAUCCAGAGAUCGGAAGACGUGGAAAAUUAUGGGUCUGACGAUUGGUCGCCCCAUGUGACUGGGGAGGUUGUGAUCAAACCCAUCGAGUUCCCUUACAAGGGCGAGGUGGACAUCGAAGUUCUGACAAACCACCAAGGGCUCCCCAUUUUUGCCGACGCCGAGCGAAACACCGGCAGGGUGGAAAUGGUGACCCCAAGGAAGGUCAAGCGAGAUGGUCUGGACCGUCCACCUUGUAUCCAGAUCCGGAUCACUAUCAGGAUACCGGGCGGCUCGUCUGUCGCAGCAGCAGAUGUUUCCCUUACGCAUCUGGACUUGAACAUCCUCGAGGGACUGAAGCUGAAUGUUGCUGGGGACACGCGGCUCAAGACGAUAGCGGGGAACAUCAGAACGCCCACGACCGAAGAGAAGGAUGAGUUGACAAAGCCAUCGUACCAGCUCAACUCCCGCGAAAUAUACGUCAGCACCAUGAGCGGCAACAUCGAUGGAUCGUACCCCCUAUAUGACAGGCUCAAGGUCGAGAGCGUGUCGGGCGAUGUCUCCAUCAAGGUUGAGCCCAAGCCGAUCGACCCCAAGGACCCCAAGCCGGCCGAGCUAUCAGUCUCAACCAUGUCGGGCAACCUCGUCGUCAAGGAACCGAUCAAGGCGGCCCUCGCAUCCCCUGACUCGAGCAACUUCCCCUCCCGCGACUACUCCGUGGCCGUCGAGACAAAGUCCGGCGACGUCACCGCCGACCUCGCCUUCACCUCGUACGGCCGCUUCUACUCCAUCUCGGGCAACCUCAACGUCGACCUCUGGCCCCUCCUCCACGACGCCCAGCAGUCCACCAUCAUCGGGCCCGAGGUCGCCACGGACACAAAGGGCGGCGACACGACCCUCGACCUCCACGAACCCCACUGGGCCGCCACGGGUUCCGCCGCCAGGCUGCCCGUCUACCCAUCCUCGCCCUCCUGGAUAGGCUACCCGCCCCUCAUCGGCGGACCCUCCUCCGACGAGGAGGAGGGUGACUCCGACCCGGACUCCAAUCAGGCCUCCGGCACCCACAGCGCCCGGCCCCUGACGCUCUACUCCUCGCACAGCUCCGUCUCCGGCGACAUCCACCUGCGCUACCCCUCCGCCUGGGAGGGCUACCUCAAGGCCCAGACCGUGUCGGGGAACCAGCGCUUCCACGGCGAGGGGCUCGAGGUCACCCGCAGGGGGAAGCUCCCCAUGGCCAUCCUCGAGGGCUACAGGGGCCGCGACGGCCACUCCGACCUCCGCGUCGAGAGCAUCUCGGGCAACCAGGAUUUCGUGGUGGGCGAGAACUGA